GGGAGGGGAAGGAGAGAGAGAGAGAGGGAGAGAGAGAAAAAGGAAGCUCUCCGAUAAGUUUUUGUGUAUAUUUCUCCAAAGUUACACAAACUUUCACAAAGCUAAAGGUAUGUUUGGAGGCCUUGUGGGGAUCGACAUGCUGAGGAGAGAGAUCUGAAGGGAAGGACGGACACCAGUUUGUCAGCAGUUAUGCACAGCUGAUGACAACAUCAAAUAUUAACACUUUUUAAGGCCUUGGGCCUCGAGUGACUAUACAGAGUGUCCAAAGUAAAGAAAAAGUAAAAGGACGUGUGGAUUCAGCCACUUCCUCUUCUGAUCCCUCAGAUCCCGCACGGAGAGAAAGAGAGACAAUGUCCUCUGACCUGGACUCCAGUCUCACCAGCAUUGACUGGCUGCCUCAGCUGGGAAUCAGCAGCCUGCGCUCGGGGAGAGAAAGAAGAGGAGCAGGAGGAGGGGAGAGGGACAAGAAGAAAGACAGAGGGAGGGAGAGGGGAGACUUCCUGCCCUCUGUGCCGGACCCCUCUCCUUCCAACUGCAAAGGGAAACCCCCUCACAGUUAUGCCACUCUAAUUGCCAUGGCAAUAGCAGCUGCACCUGAGAGGAAGUUGAGUUUGAAUGACAUCUACACCUGGAUCAGCGACACUUUCCCCUACUACAGCCGAGCCGGACGUGGAUGGAAAAACUCCAUUCGGCAUAAUUUGUCACUAAAUAAAUGCUUCAGGAAAGUUCCUCGACCACAGAAUGACCCCGGCAAGGGUUCCUAUUGGACGAUGGAUGGACCUGCAGAGGGGAAUCAAGUGAGGGCACCUAAACGUCCCUAUCCAGAGGAGGAAGAGGAGGAUGGGACACAAGCAGCGAGAGAACCCUCUCCUCAUCAACCACAACCAACCUCCCACACAGACCAGCGGCUUCUAAACGCAGAGCCACUGGGAGGCAUCCAGUCACCCCAGUCUGCCUCCCUCUCUCCUCCUCCAUGCAAGCAACAGUCACCCUACAUGCCAAGCCCCGUGUCCAGUCUCCCUGUCCCUCAUCCGUCUGUCUCUCCUUCAGCCGGACUCCAACCUACUGCCCCCAUGUCCUCUAUCAAUUCUUUCCCCCAUCCUCUUCCAUCUGGCCCCACUUUCUCAAUGCCCUCUGCUUCGGCUACACCUCUGUGCACUGCCAGUAUGUCUACAGCCUCUCCUGCUGCUCCCUCUUUCUCUGAUGCCUUUCCUGCUAACUCGGAGCCUGUGUGCGUCUCCACCUUCUCCUGCGCUCCAAACUCAGUGCCUGUGUCUGUAUGCACUGUGUCAGGACCCACUCACUCUUCAGUAUUUUCAUCUGUCGCCGCCCCCCCAGUUGUCUUAUUAAACUCCUCCACCGAUCCUCCGCUCCGCUUCACCUUCGACGAGCUAAAUUUACCCGACUUGUACGCGUCUUUCAAGUCUCUCGUCAAGACCAUGCGGGAGAGAGGAGGCUCACAGUCGGAUGUCAUUCCCCUGGCUGUUCUGAGCAAUGACACUACCCCCCUUCACACUCCAACUCUGCUGCCAAUGUCUCCUCAUCCUGCACCUGCACCACCUCCACCCGCCGCACACCCUCCUGAGACAGAGCGUGUUACACAUCACACUGUGCCACCUGACUGGUUCAGUAACCCAGAUUCUCUGAAGGAGAGCUUCCGCAUUGCCAGCAAUCUAGACUGGGCAAACAUAGACCUCUCUGGUCACCCAGACCUACUGGAGAGUAUGCGCCAGGCGGAGCUCUGCGACUGGGCCCUGGACCCAGCGCUCUUUACUUCCCUCUGUGACUCUCUGAACCGCUUCUUCACUCAGAAAGGCAUGAUCACCUCUGGCAGUAACUCCCCACUAGCCCUCGGCGCACCUCACUCCUUACAGGUCCCACAAUUCACCACCAAUCCUCCUCCUACCCUCGCCAGCCUCACUCACCCCUCACCCCUCCCCUACUCUCCCAUAGUUCCUCUUGCCAGCGGAGCGCAGCCGCCCCGGAGGUCUCUGCACAUGCAGGGUCAGGGACUUCAAAGACCACAGUUAACACAACCUGCAAGCACAACAGCUGGGAUGCAGCCUCAGCCUCAGUCUAUGACACCACGACAGCGUCCUCCAUUAAAGAGUCUGCACAGCAACAGUGAGGAGAUCCAGGAUGACUUUGAUUGGGAUUCUCUGCUCGCUUGACCCCCGCUGACGGGGCGGAGAUACAUUUAGAACAGAACUUUUCAGAGAAAUGUGGCUCUUCAGUCAUCUUCACUAAACUCUACGCAGAAGCCGUCCAGCUGUUGUGCAUCUUGAAGCUUCUUCGAGAGCAUGUUUGGGAUCAAGUAUGACUGAAUGCUGUAUUUCAAGGUUGAAAAAGUUGUAUGUUUUUUCACCUUUAUUCAAAUUCAUAUGCUGUAGUAACUUUUGUUUAGCUUAUGUUUUCCAGGUAAUUGGCAGGGUGUUUUUUUUUUCUAUUGGAUUGUAGAUUUAUACGUGUAAUGUAAAUUUAUUCAUCACAUUAUUGUACUCUGCAGCAGUAAAAAAAUAAAUAAAAGGAAUAUACAUAAAGCAUUAACUACAGAGCAAGCAUGAAACAAGCCAAACACAGAUCCUGUGUUUUUGUUUUAUUUCAUAAAUUCCUUUUGAUUUUUUUUCCAUUUUUCUUUUCAAAUGUGAAUGUUCACAGUCAUCACCACACAAAAUUCAACCUUACCCGAUAAAAGAGAUAUUUUCUUGUUGAUAUAAAAUAACAAUAAAUUCAUCAAACUAAAUUAAAAGAACAGCAUGGAGCAUGUCGCCAAGUCCCUGUUUUUUUUCCUUUCAUUCAUUGAAAUAAUUGUCUCUCUUUUUUUUUUUUUUUUUUUUAAAAGAAGCAUCAGUGUCUCUCUCCCCGAAGGAAAGAGGGAUGAAACACAAGGACAGUGGUGCUCUGGGACACCUGUACACCAGGGAUCUCAUAUGAAAUGUGUGACUGGAAAAAAACAACUAAUGCUUCUGAUCAAUUAAAAAAAAAAAAAAAGUGAAAUAAGAUUGGCAGAGAAAUGUGUGACCCUUAUAACACCUCAUUUGAAAUCCCAACAUUACAUAGUAUUAAUACAAGUGACAAUUUUUAAAAACAAAAAUAAUGGAUCAUUUCAUUUCUUCCUUUCUGAGUCACUGAAAUAAGAUCGGACACAGGAAAAAUGGAGACAGAUAUCUAUACAUAUACACAGAAACAGGCAUUUACACUAUUGCAUACUCACAAAUGAGCAUUCGUAUUCUCAUUCACACAUCGCUGAAAACACACACAUUCAACAAACAUCCCAACAUUUUUCCCCAUCGGACCACAGAUGUCAGAGCACUCUUUAGUUUUCUACAAUAAAUCAGGAAGAAAAAAAAAUAAGCAUUUGAUUUAAAUGGCAUCAACGAGGGAUUUUCCUUGUUUAUUUGUUCCCAAAAAUUGGAAAAAAUAAAUUACACUUAACAUUAAAUUAAAUUAAAAGUGAAAUAGUUGAAAGAAUUUGACCACAUUGUGCCUGAAAUGUUAAUGCAGGUUUUUCAGUCCGUAUCUAAGUCUGGAGUUCAUUAAAAAUCAUCCUUCAUGCACUGGUUUCAUUUCAGUGAUUCAGUGUUUGUCUUCAUUCUAGAGGAAGAAAAGAGGAAGAGGAAGGUGCAACAGUUUCUCUGUUCAGUUUGUUAGUGGCUAUGUCCCCUCUCCCUCCAUCUGUCUCUCUCAGUGCAGUAAAAUUAGAAUAGUGACACUACUGAAAAAGCCUCCUGCUCUCACAGACUUACCUUCAUCUCAAGACAGGACUGAAAAAAAAAA
Messenger RNA from Morone saxatilis (striped sea-bass), 3777 nucleotides. It is a transcript of the gene foxj2, whose product is annotated as forkhead box J2. The record is from RefSeq and is a predicted model, not a curated record. Gene Ontology annotation, cellular component: nucleus. Gene Ontology annotation, biological process: regulation of transcription by RNA polymerase II. Gene Ontology annotation, molecular function: DNA-binding transcription factor activity, RNA polymerase II-specific; RNA polymerase II cis-regulatory region sequence-specific DNA binding. The coding region runs from base 351 to 2171 and encodes 606 amino acids. NCBI's taxonomy places the organism in Eukaryota, Metazoa, Chordata, Actinopteri, Moronidae. The transcript is spliced from 10 exons.